UUCAGACUUAGUGAGAGCAGUAUUGAAGUGCUAAAAGAGAAGAUAAGAAGAGAGGCAAGAGAGCGAGCCACUUCCAGGGAAUCAGUAACAGAGAAGAAGAAACGGAAGACAGGUCGAGUUAGAGUUGGUUCAUCAUCCUCGACAGAGUCGGAACGCGAGAACGCACCAUCGGUUCUGGAGCAGUUGGGCAAAAAGCAGAAGGAGAAGAAACGACAUAAACCAAAGGGCACCGAUCGAACGUGUACAACUUGCGGGAUUUCGUUGUGUGAUUGCGUGGACGCAUGGCUUGAGGUGGGUGUUUGA
Molecule: messenger RNA, 303 nt
Organism: Anisakis simplex (herring worm)
Lineage: Eukaryota; Metazoa; Nematoda; Chromadorea; Rhabditida; Anisakidae
Source: the annotation of a GenBank genome assembly